This is a messenger RNA of Lotus japonicus, 2505 nucleotides long. RefSeq names its product subtilisin-like protease 3. The record is from RefSeq and is a predicted model, not a curated record. The transcript has 2 exons. The coding region runs from base 60 to 2312 and encodes 750 amino acids. Lineage: Eukaryota; Viridiplantae; Streptophyta; Magnoliopsida; Fabales; Fabaceae. Gene Ontology annotation, molecular function: serine-type endopeptidase activity. Gene Ontology annotation, biological process: proteolysis.
AGAACAAUCUAAUUAACAAACAAGAACCACCCAUUUUCUGUUUGUUUCUUCUGCAAAACAUGACCAAGGUGGUCCAAUUUUCUUUGCUUCUUGCUCUCAUUUUAGUCCUUAGUGUCUCUCUAGCUUCAGCAGCAUCCCAAAAUCUUGAAUUCACAGAACUAGAAGAUGAAGAUCAAAGCAACUUGUCGACUUACAUAGUCCAUGUCAGAAAGCCUCAGGUUAUUCAAUCUGAUGAUUUGCAUACUUUUUACUAUUCCCUACUACCAGAGAGCACAAAAACAACGAACCAACGCAUUGUCUUCACAUACCGAAACGUUGUGAACGGAUUUGCUGUGAAACUGACCCCUGAAGAAGCCAAAGCUCUGCAACAGAACGAGGAGGUUGUGUCAGCACGUCCUGAAAAAAUUCUAUCUCUACACACAACACACACUCCAAGCUUCUUGGGUUUGCAACAAGGAUUAGGACUAUGGAAAGGUUCCAAUUCUGGCAAAGGGGUCAUCAUUGGAAUCUUGGACACAGGGAUAUCCCCCUUCCACCCUUCUUUUUCAGACGAGGGAAUGCCUUCUCCACCUGCAAAAUGGAAUGGUAUCUGUGAAUUCACAGGGAAGAGGACUUGUAACAACAAGAUCAUUGGCGCAAGAAAUUUUGUCAAAACAAAAAAUCUAACACUUCCAUUUGAUGACGUUGGUCAUGGAACUCACACGGCUAGCACCGCCGCUGGAAGACCAGUGCAGGGUGCUAACGUAUACGGCAAUGCGAACGGCACCGCAGUUGGCAUGGCACCUGAUGCACACAUAGCAAUGUACAAGGUAUGUGGCCUGGUGGGUUGUUCUGAGAGUGCAAUAUUAGCAGGAAUGGACACCGCCGUUGACGACGGCGUUGAUGUUCUUUCCCUCUCCCUCGGAGGACCCUCUGGUCCUUUCUUUGAAGACCCAAUUGCUUUAGGUGCAUUUGGGGCAAUUCAGAAAGGAAUAUUUGUUAGUUGUUCUGCUGCUAACUCUGGCCCUGCUUAUUCAUCUCUGUCCAAUGAAGCUCCAUGGAUUCUCACCGUUGGUGCAAGCAGCAUUGAUAGAACAAUCAUGGCAACGGCGAAGCUUGGGAAUGGGAAAGAGUAUGUUGGGCAAUCAGUGUUUCAGCCUAAAGACUUUGCACCUUCAUUGUUGCCACUGGUGUAUGCAGGUGCAAAUGGAAACAAUAAUUUCUCUGUUUUCUGUGCCCCUGAAUCCUUGAACAGAUCAGAUGUUGAGGGAAAGGUAGUGUUAUGCGAGGAUGGUGGAUUUGUUCCGAGAGUGUUCAAAGGGAAAGCGGUUAAAGAUGCUGGUGGUGCAGCAAUGAUCCUCAUGAACAGUGUACUUGAAGACUUCAAUCCCAUCGCUGAUGUUCAUGUUCUUCCUGCUGUGCACAUAAGUUAUGAAGCUGGGUUAGCCCUCAAAGAAUACAUAAAUUCAACUUCAACACCAACAGCUACAAUCUUAUUUGAAGGAACUGUUAUUGGAAACCUACUUGCCCCUCAAGUUACUUCCUUUUCUUCUAGAGGACCAAGCAAAGCAAGCCCAGGGAUUCUGAAACCUGACAUCAUUGGACCAGGAUUGAACAUUCUAGCUGCAUGGCCUGUGUCUUUGGAUAACAGUACCACCCCACCAUUCAACAUCAUUUCAGGUACCUCAAUGUCUUGUCCUCAUCUCAGUGGCAUUGCGGCUCUGCUGAAAAAUUCUCAUCCAGAUUGGUCCCCUGCUGCAAUAAAAUCAGCAAUCAUGACCACUGCUUCUCAGGUGAAUCUUGGAGGGACCCCUAUAUUGGACCAGAGGCUUGUACCUGCAGAUGUUUUCGCCACUGGUGCAGGACAUGUAAACCCUGUGAAAGCAAACGAUCCAGGGCUUGUUUAUGACAUUGAACCUAAUGAUUAUAUUCCUUAUUUAUGUGGUUUGAAUUACACGGACAGAGAAGUUGGAGUGAUUUUGCAGCAGAGAGUGAGGUGCUCAGAGGUAAAUCACAUAGCUGAAGCAGAGCUUAACUAUCCGUCAUUUUCUAUUCUGUUGGGGAACACUACACAGUUAUAUACAAGAACAGUGGCAAAUGUUGGACCUGCGAACUCAACAUACACUGCGGAAAUUGGUGUUCCUGUGGGAGUAGGUAUGAGUCUAAGUCCUGCUCAGUUAACAUUCACUGAGGUGGGGCAAAAGCUUACAUACUCUGUUUCUUUUAUCCCCUUUUCCGAAGACAGAGACAAUCACACGUUUGCUCAGGGCUCUCUGAAGUGGGUAUCUGGAAAAUACUCUGUUAGAAGCCCUAUAUCUUUUAUUUUCCUUUGAUAAGAAAUUAGAGCAUGACACUGUUAAUCUGUUAUGGAUGUACCCUUAACUUUCUAGUUAAUAAGUUGUUCAUGUGCUUCAUUAGCUAAAGUAUCUAAAUUUGUUGAAAUCCUUGAAAUGUACUUGUUUUUGAAUUUUUGAAAUAUUUUAUACAUGUAAUGUUUGCUGGUGAAUGAAGAAAGAAUUCCCUUGA